Molecule: messenger RNA, 5278 nt
Organism: Durio zibethinus
Lineage: Eukaryota; Viridiplantae; Streptophyta; Magnoliopsida; Malvales; Malvaceae
Source: RefSeq, a predicted model, not a curated record
UUCUCCUUACUCACCCCACCUCACCGCGAUCAAUUCUAGCCAUGGCCCUAGGCUCUGCUCAACCGAAGGAGUUAAAGGCAAAAAAGCAACGACUCUCAAACCUCAUUCAGUCAUUGAAAGUUUGAAACCCUCUUCGAAAUGACUUAACGCCUUUAAUUAAAAAAACAAAAAAAGGGAAAUCCCACUACCUGCUUGACAAAAAUCCCCAGUCAAAAUCCCCAAUGGAGUCGAGCAUCUUAGAAUCGAUCGGCCAAGAAAUCAUCGGCGUGAUGUCCCCAGUCUCUCUUUGCAUGCUCUUAGUAGUUCUUCUCGUUUACUCCCUCUCACCUUCCAAUCCCUUCUCUUCUUCCUCUUCCACUCCCAUCCGUACAGCCGCCAAUCUCGUUUACCUCGAAAACCCAUCUGACACCGCUGCUGAGAAGCUGGAGGGAGCCUUGCUUAAUGCCUUGGUCUUCGUUAUCCUCAUCGCUAUCGUUACGUUUGUUCUUGUGCUGCUUUAUUACUAUAACUUCACUAAUUUUUUGAAGAAUUACAUGCGAUUCUCGGCUUUUUUUGUGCUCGGUACAAUGGGUGGUUCAAUCUUUUUGUCAAUAAUUCAACAUUUCUCAAUACCAAUUGACUCAAUUACUUGCUUCCUGCUGCUUUUCAAUUUUACCAUUGUUGGGGUGUUAUCCAUGUUUUCUGGUGGGAUGCCGAUUGUUUUGAGGCAAGGGUAUAUGGUAUCGCUGGGGAUAAUCGUGGCAGCAUGGUUUACCAAAUUGCCUGAGUGGACUACAUGGGUUUUGCUGGUUGCAUUGGCUUUGUAUGAUCUAGUGGCAGUUUUGGCUCCUGGUGGCCCCCUUAAGUUGUUGGUGGAGUUGGCCUCAAGCAGAGAUGAGGAAUUACCAGCUUUGAUAUAUGAAGCUCGGCCAACAAUUUCUUGCAAUGAGGGAAAUCAGCCGUCAAGUUUGGGGCUUCUUGUUGGUGGAGUUUCAGAUUCUGGGUCAGUUGAGUUGCAGGCGGUGUCAAAUAAUAAUGUCCAUAGAGAUGGAAGUGAAAAUCAUAGGAGUCCUGAGCAUGCUGCUAUCCAGGUUAGAAGAUUGGAAAAUGUGGAAGGUGAAAGAAAUAGGGAUGAAGGUGAGAGGUUGCCAUUGGUUGGUCAUUCCAGCGAAAGGUAUUUAUCAGAUGGUAACUCAUCAGAAUAUUCUACUGUUGUUCGCAAUAGAGAAUCUGAGAUUGUUGUGGAUGAGGAAAUGUCUCCUCUUGUUGACUUAUUGGGGAUAGACAAUGAGAGAGAGCAGGUAAGGAGUGAUGGUAUGGGGGAUUCAGUGGCAGCAAGUAGAGGUAUCAAGCUUGGUCUUGGAGACUUUGUGUUUUAUAGUGUUCUGGUAGGCAGGGCAGCCAUGUAUGAUCUAAUGACUGUAUAUGCAUGUUAUCUUGCCAUUAUCUCAGGACUUGGGUGCACUCUUAUUUUGUUAUCUGUGUGCCGCCGAGCACUGCCUGCCCUCCCAAUAUCCAUUACAUUGGGUGUCGUUUUUUACUUCUUGACUCGAUUGUUAAUGGAACCUUUUGUUGUUGGGACGGCAACAAAUUUAAUGAUGUUUUAGCCAGCUCAUUUCUGUUAUGUGACAACGAGAAGAAGAGAAAGAAGGUGGGAUAUUAUUUGUUCCAAAGGAUACUGAUGAUUUUGUAGGAAAGGUGAUCUUUAUACCCAAUGGAAAUUAGUUUUGCGUGCACUCUCAUUCCAUUGUGCUUGUGUAAAUUUCUCCUGAUUUGAGUUCUAAUUCAAUAGUGCAGCAACUUCAAGACAAUCUGGUAAUUGAAAUGUAAUUUUACCACCCUUUUGGGUCUUCUAUAAAAUUUAGAACUGAUCUUGUUUCCUUCAUUUAACAAUUCAUUUGAUGGGGAUACAUAAAAUAAUAUAACUCAUGGUUGGAUGUAUAUGCAUGUUCUGAAGGCAUAACUCAUGCUUUUGCAUAGAAUAAUUGCAUUUUUGACAGAAUAUCUAACCUAGUUCAUUGGCUCUUAUCUUUUAUGCUUUUGUGAGAUUGAUACUUUUUUUUCAAAAGCUUAGUGUCUUCAAGAGAAAUUAAUGAAUUAAUUGCAAGAAAUAACACUUUUUAUGAUUGAGGAUCCUGAUUACUCUUUGUGCUUUUUCUAGGACAUAUAAAAGGUUUGUAGAAAGCAAGAUAAAGUUUUGGAGUGUGGUUUGAAGGAAGAGUCUUAAAGAGGAUAGAGGAAGAAUGAUAAAACAACAUAUGGCCAUCUGAAAUAAGCAGCAAUAAUUUUUGAUUUCUUGUAAUUUCUGUUUCACUUUAACUCAGAGUAGAUUCACAAGCUGUUUAUACAUCAUUGUUGUUGGCAAAACUUGGGUAUGUUUCAGUUGCUGCAGUUUUGUCUUCUUUAUUGCUUAUCUCCCUUGCCAGGUUCUUGGGUUAAAAUGGCCUCCUUCAAAUCUGAUGAGACGGUCCUGGUUUGACCUUUUAGUAUCAUCAUUUCAGUAAUCCAAUCAUCAUAUUUAUCUUGAUCCAUUCUAUGUUUUUUUAAUGCAUGCCAAUCCAUUCACCAAGGUUUUUGUUAGUCUCGAUUGAACCAUUUGAAACUAAAAUUUCAUCUUUUGGACUGAAUAGAUAGCUUGAUAGUUGUUACAUAGCUGGCUGUUUGUUUAACUGGUCAUGGACCAUUCAAGGCAUGACACCAGAAAUGAACAAGACUAUUGUUAAGAGAACUGAGCUAAGAAACAAACCUCUAAGGAUGAUAUCAUUCCUCCCAGUGUGACAUUGAUAUUGGCUUUCUGUCCUUUUACUUGUAAUAGAAAAAAGAAAGAAUGUGAUGAUGAUGCAUUCAAUGAACUUCUUGAAGCAGUCUCUUUGGAACCAAACUCAAUGAAGGGAGUAGGGCAUUUUGGAGGUAUUUCCAUAAUGCCUUCACACAAUAUUGACAAGAAAUAAUUUUCAGCUUAAAGUUUAUAGCUAGUCUACAUCAGAUUUCUCAGUUGUGCUACUAUGUCCUUAAGUAUAUUGGUAGACUGAGAUGACUUGGCUUUCAAGUAUGUUGUUUAACUUGUUUGACUAAAGAAGACUGGGUAUCGAUGAUUCUAGAAGUCUUGGUUCGUUCAAAUUUCUCAUUUUUUCAUUGGAUAGAUGUCUCUGAUAUUACCAAUAAAAUGUUUGACUCCUUUAUAUUCAUCAGAGUCCAUAAGGAGUGUCAUAAGAUUUUAUGGUUGAAGCAGCACUACCUAGUGAUAUGCCUCAGGGUAUUGCUGAGGAUUGCAAGUUGCAGGGGACUUUUCACAAAGCAUUAGAGUUGCUGCCAAAUUCAACAAAGAAGACAGGCUUCCUUGAUGAAGCUGUAACUGCACAUUGCCAGGCUUUAAGCAAGUCAUUGCAAUUGAAUCCCCAGAGGUUGGCAAAUGUACAAGAUACUUAACUGUAGAGCUGCGGUUCAAAGAUGCAGAAACCAUUGUUGAGUUUGCUUCGGAUGAAGUUGGCAGGCAGAUACAAGUACGAAGAGAGCCACGUUCUAAGAAGAUCAUUAAUCCAAACAGCUCUGGUUCAAAGGUACGCAUUCCUUGGCAUUGAAUUUUACUUAUGACUUCAUCUGCAAUUUGCAAUGAAACUCAUACAUUAGGCUUUGGAUUAUGCAUCUCAAAUUAAGUUAGGCCACAUCAUUAUAUUGUACAAACAGUUGAUUGCUUGGUUCUUACAGCCAUGGCUGUCUUCUGUGGGACUAACUGCCCCGCUUUUUGGUGUUUCUCUGAGCUCAAUUUAUUGUUGUUGGAGAUAAUGGAAAAAAAGAAAAAUAAGCAUCAUCCUCAAAGUAGUGCACGACCUCCCUUUAGCUAAGGAUAAUGAUUGUUCAUAUCAACUGUCUGAAGACAUUUAUAGCUGGUCCAUACUUGUUAUUAUAUAAUGCCUUGUUGAGUAUAGGCGAAGUCAUUCAUUAGCAUUUUCUUUAAGUUAUGGUAGCAGCCCAAUGAUUUCCUACUCUAUUGAAUGAUUUAUUUGUUCAUAGGCACUCUUCCUGCUAUUUCACCAAGGCCCUUUCCUCUUACCAUUAUAGUGAAAAUGAUGAACCAAUUCACCACUUUUGAAAUGCUUGCAAUCUAUCAAUACAAGAAAAUUUUAUGUUAGUAGAAGAUGACACUCGUAAGAUUCAAGACAUUUGUUUCUUUAUAUUCAAAAUGAGAUUAAGAAUCAGAACAUAAAUAAAAAAAUAAAAAAAAUCAGGCAGCCAAAUUUAAGGAUUAUGGUUGCUGAUGAACUCUCUGCAGUGUCAGGUGAAGUCACCCAUAUCACCAAGGUGGAUAAUCUAUUUUCCUUUUUUUUUUCUCUCUCUCUUUGUUUUAAUAGAUGAGGGUUUAAGAAGUUAACAUGUUCCAUUGUUCCCAAGGUGUAAACCCAUGACUUAACCCAAACCAAGGGUUUAACAAGUUGGUGGGUUUUCAAUUUGGUUCAGUUCCGUUUGGCAUUGGUUAAAAUUAAUCAAGUAGGAGAAUGUUGGAUACUCAUUCCUAAAGUAACCAUUACCAUCCGUAUGUACAAAUAGCACUUUCCUUCCAUAGUUUUAACGCAAAUCAGUGGUCCUUGAUAUCAAAAUGUUGGCUGAACGGUAGAAUGUUAGACUUUUAGUUUCAAUGAUUAAAUUCAAAUCCUUUAACAGCUCAAGGACCAAAAUAAAUAAAUAAAUAAAUAAAUAUGUUGAAACAGCCAUACUUGUUAUUCAGAUCUUAGUAAUAUGAUAAGAAACAAACAUUUUUUUAUACAAAGGAGAUCAUAGUGUGAAGAUAAAAAAAAAUAAAAUUUAUAAGUAUUGAAAUUUAAACCUAAAUCUGUUGAAUGUGAUUGCUUAAUGCAACUGCUUGAGGAUAAUUAUAUGAAUUAAUUAAGUUACUAGUAUUUUUCAUUGUCCUCAUUAGAUGCCCAACUAACUUGGACUGUUUGGGUAUCCAAGUUAGCCUAAAAGCCUUUUUUAAUUUUGAAAUUUUCUCAACUAGUUCUCGAAAAAUCUCAAUUAUGAGUCAUUAGCAAGAAUCAUUUCGUUGCAUCCAUCUACAUAUUCAUGCAAGAAUCUUCAGACCUAGAUGCAGUGCAUCCUUUAGCAAGACGUUUUCUUUAAUGCCAUUAAAAUCAAAAUUUGGAUUAAAUCCCAGUCAAGUUUUCAUCAGAAAAUGUUACUCUUUACAAUUACAAGGCAACUUAAAUCAGAUUGCUCUCAACGGCACUAACUCAACUCAUAUAAUACAGACAGACUCUGAUUUACAUAAAAAAAAACAAAAACGAAAACAAAAAAAAAAAAA